UGUACUUUUGACAGUGAUUUUCUCCUCGUUUCUGCGCACAUGGCGGCCGCCAUUUUCGCCCCCCGCUCGUGCACUUCCCAGUCUCACUCCCGCAAAUUCUAUGUCCGUUGCUUCAGUCUCCCUAAAUUCUCUCGUUUACACCUCGAUCGCACAGCUCGGCCGAGUCUAUUGAUAACAAGAUUGCGAAUUAAUCCCCAGAAAACAGAGAAACUCCGAUUGCGGGUCGUGAAAGCCGAAGCCGAAGGGGAAAAGGCUUCGCGUGUCGAGGAGAACGAGUUCGCAAAGAAUGAAAUUACCAGUCUGGUGGGUGAAGAUUCUGCAAAGUUUGACCCGUCCCAGCAGAAGGUUUCUUCGUGGUUGUAUUUUUCGGGGGUUCUGGGGCUCGUUCUUUAUGUUCUUAAUGUGACUUGGAUAGAUAACUCCACUGGGUUUGGCAAAUCUUACAUCGAUGCCGUUUCCAGAAUAUCCGAUAGUCCAGAGGUUGUAAUGUUAGUUCUUACUCUCAUUUUUGCUGUAGUCCAUAGUGGUUUGGCUAGCCUCAGGGACACAGGUGAGAAACUCAUUGGAGAAAGAGCAUACCGUGUGUUAUUUGCCGGCCUGUCUCUACCAUUAGCUCUUAGUACUAUCGUUUAUUUCAUCAACCACAGAUAUGAUGGUUUGCAGCUAUGGCAGCUUCAGGAUUUUCCCGGAUUGCAUGAUCUUAUUUGGUUCUCUAACUUUGUUUCCUUCCUUUUGCUUUAUCCUUCAACCUUCAAUUUGUUAGAGGUUGCGGCCGUUGACAAACCCAAAAUGCAUCUCUGGGAAACUGGAGUAAUGAGAAUCACUCGGCAUCCACAGAUGGUUGGACAAGUUGUAUGGUGCCUUUCACACACUCUUUGGAUUGGAAACUCGGUUGUGGUAGCAGCAUCCAUAGGAUUGAUUGGACACCAUCUGUUUGGUGCUUGGAAUGGAGAUAGAAGGCUGGCCAUGCGGUAUGGUGAAGCUUUUGAAGCUGUAAAGAGCAGAACCAGCAUUAUCCCCUUCGCUGCAAUUCUUGAUGGUCGUCAAAAGUUACCUGAGAAAUACUGGAAGGAAUUUAUCCGAUUGCCAUAUAUGUCAAUUACUGUGCUGACCUUAGGUAUUUACUUCGCACAUCCAUUAAUCCGGGCUGCAAGCUCGCAACUUCAUUGGUAGUUUAAUGCUUGUUAUCACUUAACAGGUAUUCGAAAAUAAACUAAUUGAGCUCUUUAUGGCCCUUUUGGCUUGAAUUGUUAUUAGUAAAUCGAUUUGGCUUA
Andrographis paniculata is the source of this 1274-nucleotide messenger RNA. Its product is annotated as 15-cis-zeta-carotene isomerase, chloroplastic-like. Gene Ontology annotation, biological process: carotene biosynthetic process. Gene Ontology annotation, cellular component: chloroplast. The transcript is spliced from 4 exons. The coding region runs from base 40 to 1173 and encodes 377 amino acids. Gene Ontology annotation, molecular function: 9,15,9'-tri-cis-zeta-carotene isomerase activity. The record is from RefSeq and is a predicted model, not a curated record. NCBI's taxonomy places the organism in Eukaryota, Viridiplantae, Streptophyta, Magnoliopsida, Lamiales, Acanthaceae.